ACAAUCAUGUCUUCUGUUCCAUUUGUAUUGAAGUCUGGUUGAAGAAUAAUAAUCAGUGCCCAGCUUGCAGGAUUCCCAUCACACCUGAAAAUCCAUGCAAGGAAAUUAUAGGUAAGGACAACUGGAGGCUUUGAAAUAAUGUUUACUGCUGGAGGACAUUCUUUUGGGUCCAAAGAUGUCUGGGUAUUUUUUCCAUCAAAGCAUGAUCUGCCUGGAAGCAUGCGUAAUAACUAUAAGAUAAAAAUUUCAAAGGCUGUGCAUAAUAAUGACUUGAUUAUUCAAAGGCAGAAAGCACCCCACCACUGCAGUUAUUUUUUCUUUUGUAAUCUUGGGUUGGACAAUGACUUUAAGUGGAUAAAAUGAAUCUCACUUCAAGUAUCUUACCUGUGUGUUGCAGUUUGACCUAAGAGGAUAUCUUAUCUCAGCAUCUAGCCGAGAAAUUGUGUACUUAAAUCCACAAUCUUAGAAGUCUAUACUUUUUUUUUUUCAAAUAUUGGUUGUUUUUAUGUUUUUGUUUACCAUGUCUUUUUUGCUUUAUUUUUAAGAAAAUGUCAAAGGUGCCUAAGAAAGACAAAGCUACGAAACUUGAAUGAGGAUACAAACUUCCUCAGGGCUGAGAAAUACUGGAAUCUUGACUUGACAUAAAAUACUAACAUUGCUAUAUAUAAAUAUAUAAAAUAAAUAUAUCUGAACAGCCUUUAGAAAAAUAUGCUGUCGUGUGCUAAAUAAAUGUACGUGUGUUGGUUUUUAUUGUGUACUUUUCUUCCUUUCUGUACUGGUUUUGGCCAGGAUACAGCUCACUUUCUUUCUAGGAGCUGAUGUAGUGCAGCGUUGUUGAUUUAGGAAGAGAAUGAUAUUGAUAACAUACUGAUGUGUUAGUUGUUGCUGAGUAGUACUUAUACUAAAUCAAAGACUUUUCAGCUUCUUGUGCUGCCUCAGCUGUGAGAAGCUGGGAGUGCACAGGGAGCUGAGAGGGAACAGAGCCAGGACAGCUGACCUAAACUGGCCAAAGGGAUAUCCUAUACCAUAUGACAUCAUACUGAACAAUAAAACUAGGGCUGCCCUGGGCAGGGGUUUCCUCUGGGAACUGGCUGGACAGCAGUCGAUGAAUGUUGAGCUGUUGUGUUGUGCAUCAUUUGUUUUAUAUAUUCUUAUUAUAUGUUUAUUAAUGCUGUUAUUAUUAUUUUCUCUUCCUUUUCUGUCCUGUAUAAUGGUCUUUAUUUCAAUCCACAGGUUUCUUUUUUUUUUCCUCAUUCUCUCUCCCAUCCCACUGAGAAUUGGAGAGUGAGUGAACAGCUGCAUGGUGCUGAGCUGCCUGCUGGGUUAAACUACAAUAAUCCUUUUGGUGCCCAGCAUAGGGCUCAAAGGGCUGAGAUAAUGACAGAUCUGACUGGAACAUAUAAACACAAAUUUGUCAUAAUAUUGAUUUUCCUAAUCGUCAAGUUCUGUUGUGUAGCACCUUACUUGCUGUAUAUUAAAGUUAUCAUUUUGCUGUACUGUAUAAUACUGGCCUGUGUUCUGACAAGAUUACCAGUUGUGAGACUAAUCUGUUUUUUGUAGUCAGCAUUGCUGUCAUUUCCAUAUUUCAUGAUCCAUCUUUCAGAAACUAUUAACAAUUAACACUUUUUACUCCUCAGGGAGCCAGUCUAUAGUGGAGGUAAGAGGGACACUUUCCUCUGUACCUUCAGCCCUCUCUUUCUCCUUCUCUUCUAGGCCAGUUAAGUAGAUCUUGAGAAUGUUGAGUGUUCUUGGAAUGUUCAGACCAGCAUGUUCCUAUUACUUUGUCUCCUGAUUGUGUUCCAGGUCUUGUUUAAGGUUAAACAACUAUCUACAAAUAUCUCCCAGGAUCUGUUUCUGGGCUGGAUGGUUAUGAGUGUAGGAUGGAAUGGGCAGGCACCUGGAAUGGUGGGCACCCCCAUUGUUUUGGAACUUCUUCCUUGAACAAAUGCAGGGUCCUUAAAAACUGGUAAAAUGUUUGAAAAAGGUGUGCUAUCGCCCUGGCAAUUCCAAGGAGACACAAAUCACUGCAAUAUACAGGAGCUGAGUCUAUGCCUGUCGAGCUGCACUUAACACUGCUCUAACCCCUGCAACAUGUCAUGCAGCUGAACUGGAAAACCGACCCAUGUAGAUAUCAGUUGUGCUUGUAGACAAGGCGAAACAAUGGAUGCUAAAGUCUCAUUUAGUAAGGAAAGAAACUCCUAUGAAGAAGAGAAAGGAGAAGAAAGUGGAUAAGACAGGCUACUGUGAAGCAGAGCCAUCAUAAGAACCGGAGGAGGAAGAGGCAGUGGUUAUAAAUAAGACAAAAACCACCAAAUGCCUAUCCCUACAUGAGUUACGUGAAAAGAUUUCAGCUGUCAACAAGGUGAGCACAUUGUCACCUGUCUGCUCUGAGGCUGGGAUAAUGGGGCCAGGAGUCUAGAUUUAGUGAGCUGCAAAGCCGGGCAUUUGGGAUGCUUCUCUAUGGAAGGGGACAUUGACAAAACAAUUGGAAAAUGGGAACAAACACUCAUCCUCUGGAAGUGACUCCUGUCAGCACUUCAAGAAUGAUUAUUCCAAGAUUCCCAUUCAUCAGCUGAUUAAUCAACAGGGGAGCCAAGCAGUCACGAACCAGACUCCCUUGCCCUUCAGUAGUCCCAUAUGGCCAUUGCAGAAGUCCAGUGGAGUGUGGAAGCUGACAGUGGAUUAUCAUGGCCUGAGUGAAGUCGUGCCACCGCUGAGUGCUGAUGUACGAGACAUGCUAGAACUACUGUGUGAGCUGGAGUCAAAUGCAACCAAGUGGAGGAACAAGUGAAAGUGAUCCUACAUUUAGUCCAACAGUUAGGAAGCACCUACGUAAAACGAGGCUUGAAUUGCUCCACAAAGAAUAUGAGGAUGAAAUAGAAUCCCUGCAAAAAGAAGUGGAAGAGCUGAGAGACAGAAAUCUCAAUUUACAGACGCAACUGAAAUCUCUUCUGGAUCCCACAGUACCACCUUUGUGUUACCAAAAUGAAGAAACUAGCCAAUCAGCAGAUGAAGCAAGUACCAGUGGCCCAGAAACCCCAGAAGAAUGGAGCAAAAAGCUGAAAGCUGCCAAUGAUAUAUGUGAAAAAGUGAUAGAUAAUGUAGAAAAGUUAAAGGAGGCAAAUAGGAAACUGAGCAUGGAGAACAAUAGCCUUUUAAGAGAGAAUUUGCGACUAAAAGCUGAAGUUGAUAGUAGAUCACCCCAAAAGUUUGGUAGGUUUACCAUAGCUGCGCUGCAGUCCAAAGUAGAACAAAGCGAACGUGAAAUGAACCGUCUAAAAAAGGCACUGGAAAGAAGUGAUAAGUAUAUAGAGGAAAUGGAGUGUCAGCUUUUACAGCUGAAAAGUGCAGGUGAAGGAACUCAGACCAUAAGUGCUGUUAGCGAACAAGCACUUUCUGCAGAUGCUAAAGGAACUGAGAGCAAUGAAGAUACUACAUGUUCAAAAACCCAGGCUGAGGAGAAAAAAGCUGUGACUACCAGCCAGAGUCCUGACAAUCUUGAACAGCUAGCAGACAGUGGAACAUGUUCAAACUCUUUGAGUCAGGAUGGUUCAGAUGGUUCAAAUACCCAGAGUAUCCAAAAGAAAGAAUUGUUUCCAGGAUGUCAGGGAGUCCAUCUGGAUGAAAAUAGUACAAGUAUGGAUACUUGCUUAGAACAGCAGUGGAAUAAAAUUGAGGAAUGUACCCCAUAUAAGGAUGAAGAACUUUAUGAUCUUCCGGCACCAUGCACUCCUUUUCUGUCCCUUAGUCGCCUUCAGUUGAACACUCCUGAUGGAAAAGAAAACAUGGAGAAAACGUCAACAUUCUUGAGAAAGCUGAAAUUUGAAGAGUUUUGUGACACUUCGGAUGACUGCAGCAAAGAUUCUCGAGAGCACAAUACAAGCAGUGAAAAGAAGCUAAAUUGCUUUUCUGUGGGAAAGUCAGGUUUUUGGGGCACUGGCCCAAAUAGGUUCACAGACAACUUAGAUUUCGAUGAAUCAGCGCAAAAUUCAACAGCUGGUCAGUCAGAUGAAUCGUCAGCAAAGUCCAGUGAUAAAACAAGUUCAUGCUUGCCUAAAAGGUUACAUACUCUCUGCUCUUCGGAAAUGAAUCGCACAAGAACCUCCAGUGAGGCAUCUAUGGAUGCUGCCUACCUUGAUAAAAUUUCUGAGCUGGACUCGAUGAUGUCUGAAUCAGACAAUAGCAAGAGUCCAUGCUAUAAUUUUAAGUCCUCUGAUCUUGAUAAUUCUUCAAAGUCAACAGAGGGCUCUAAGCUUCUGGAUGAAGCUGAGAAGAAACUGGAAGGGAUGAAUGAAGAACAGAGUAUGAAGUGCUCAGAAACAAGCGACCUAUCAGUUCUAUCAGUUGACAGAACUGGAUGGAAACCUGCCAUGUUUUCUGUCCUAUCCCCAUCUAGACUAGAUGUGAAUGACCACUUUCCACUAUUUACAGGCCCAAAUGUAGUAGCUAGUGAAAUCAAACCUCCAAACUGCUUGUUUCAAAGAGAGUUUUCCCAGAGCCUGCUAUUCAGUAACUCCCAGAGGCUGUUUGAGGAACAAAAGUUUGAAUCAUGCUUUUUAAAGAUGUCAUCUGACCUACACAAUCAACUUAACCCUCCUUGGGUGCCUUCCUUUAUUGCUGAAAAGAAAAAUAAAAAUGCCAGUCAGUCGACCAAGAGGAAAAUUCAGAGCAGCCUUUCCAGUGCUAGUCCGUCAAAAACUACCAAAAACUGAUUCUGUGUGGAAAUCAAAUGUGGCUCAAAGUCAUCAAACUGCAAAUGUUUAGUAUUUACCAAGUGAACUUGCUUUUUUUUAACGAUUUCCCUGGAGUCUGAUCCUGCUUUCUUCUGACUGAAUGAAAACUGAACAUUCCAUUGCCCAUUACAAGCUCUUUCCUAGGAAAGAACCAUUCCAGAUCUCUUCUUUGGCUGGAACAUUUUGUUUACUUGGAAUUUUUAUGGUGUGUUUUUUUUCUUCUGAAUUUUCAAGUUUCAUGAUCUUCCAGUUGCUAGCACAGUGUAUGGCUCCCUUGAGCAGGCCAGUUUUAAGUGAUCCUGUCAAAUCAGUCAUUUAUUAAGAACUUGCUGUAAAGGUUACAUUUUCCUUUCACAUUUUGUGCGUGCAAGGCAGCUACUGGCUAUAUAUCCUAUGGAUUCAUGAAAUUGCUAUAAAACAAUGUCCGUUUUGCCAUAAAACUUGCCUCCAAGAGGAAAUCUCGCUGCUUAGAUUGUUUCAUGGCACUGUACUGUACCAGAACUCUUGUUUUACGUAGGUAUAAGGUAGCAGCCUUUUUCAUUUCAGGGUUGCAGUAGUUCAGUUAGAAAACAUCGCUUCUUUAACACUGCAAAUAUGGCUUGUAUUUUUUGAAGUUAAGCACAAUUUUUAAUUUAGUUCCCAAAAAGGGUUGUUAUUCUAAAUGUGUUCAGUAUGCCUGCGUAGACCAUAAAAAUGGGUUUGUAUGCUAAUGACUUGUUUAUCUAAUGUGCACUGAACAUUUUACAUUAAUACUGUACCAUUUUACAUUAAUACUGCAUGCUUUUCUAUGUGAAUUGAAUAAAACAUGUUAUAAGCAAUGUAAUCCUUGAUGUUCUCUCUCAAAUGUAGUAUUAGCAAAAAGGAAAAAAAGGAAUUGAGAAACUUUUUUUUUUUUCCAUAAUUUGGAAGAUAACCUGAGUUUUGUUAAAUGUAAAUGUAAGCUUGUUCACAAAAAAUAAAAUCUCCCUUUCUCCUC
This is a messenger RNA of Lagopus muta (rock ptarmigan), 5709 nucleotides long. RefSeq names its product ORC ubiquitin ligase 1 (gene OBI1). The transcript is spliced from 5 exons. Gene Ontology annotation, molecular function: ubiquitin-protein transferase activity. The record is from RefSeq and is a predicted model, not a curated record. The coding region runs from base 2766 to 4712 and encodes 648 amino acids. Lineage: Eukaryota; Metazoa; Chordata; Aves; Galliformes; Phasianidae. Gene Ontology annotation, biological process: regulation of DNA replication; protein monoubiquitination.